AUGAGUUCCUUGAAUUCAACACUUCCUCCAAAUGUUUCAUUAGUUCGACCUCAGUUCUUUUAUAUCAAUGGACUUUCUAAUAUUCCUUAUGUGAAAUACUAUUACAUUUUCUUGUGUUUUGUUUUCACUGUAACACUAUUAGGAAACUCUUUCAUUAUGUUUAUUAUUUACAUAGAACAAAGUCUUCACACCCCAAAGUAUAUGGCUGUUUUUCAUUUAGCUGCAGUUGACACGUGUGGCAGCACAGCUCUUAUUCCUAAAAUGAUCGAGGCUUUUUUGUUUGAUUUUCCUUUAAUCACAUAUGAAGCCUGCUUAGCCAAUAUGUUUUUUGUACAUUUAUUUCAAUUUCUGCAGUCAUUUACCGUUGUAUUAUUGGCAUAUGAUAGAUUUGUUGCUAUUUGCUUUCCUCUGAAAUAUCAUUUAAUCCUUACUACUGCUGGAAUGGGUAAAAUGUUAGGUGGAAUAUGGAUUCUAGCAGCUGGGGUAUUAAUUGUAGGUGUAGGUUUCAUUACCAGAUUAUCAUUCUGCAAAUCUAUUGUGAUAAACAGUUAUUUCUGUGAUCAUGGACCUGUGUAUCGUAUGUCCUGCAAUGACAAUUUCCCCAAUUAUGUAAUUACCCAGAUCAGUAUUAUAGUAUUGCUCACUGCACCUUUGACUCUUAUUCUCUCUACCUAUGCGUGUAUAAUUUUGGCUGUGCUAAAAAUCGCUUCAUUGGAGGAACGCAUAAAAGCAAUGAAAACCUGCACCUCCCAUUUAAUCUUGGUGGCAAUGUUUUACCUUCCGAUAUCUGCCAUCUACAUUGCAGCAAACAUUACCACUGUUGACCCAAAUAUCAGGAUAAUAAGUACAUCCUUAUCUUCCACCAUUCCACCAAUGAUGAACCCCAUCAUCUACACAAUCAAGACAGAGGAGGUAAUGAAAGUAGUGAAAAGGCUUCACAAAAGAAACAAGACAAUUAAACCUAAACCACUUCAUGUAACGCAGCUCUACUUCUCAAAAAGAUCUCCCACGGACACAAAGGAACAGCAACCGGCUGUUGUUGCGUCCAAUCGACGUCCUCUGGCCCGGUCUGGAGGUGUGGGAGAAGGAGUUAGAGAUUCCUACUGCAACGCGCUGGCGGUGCCUCUCUGUGGACCUGGCUAUGUCUGGCAUAAACUGCAGUGUGUACCUGAGCUCAUCGAUGUAACUCCCGACAUUGGCGAUGUAUUCUCUGACACGGUGGGCUCGAAUCUCUCUAUUUCCUUCGCUAGCGGUCUCAGCGAGUGGAGGUUUAUUUUCUUAGCUCCUCCACUGAUGGAGAGAUGGCAGAGAUCAUGGUUGGGGGGCCUACGCAUUAAUUGA
This is a messenger RNA of Lepisosteus oculatus (spotted gar), 1341 nucleotides long. RefSeq names its product olfactory receptor 7A40-like. Gene Ontology annotation, biological process: detection of chemical stimulus involved in sensory perception of smell; G protein-coupled receptor signaling pathway. Gene Ontology annotation, molecular function: olfactory receptor activity; G protein-coupled receptor activity; odorant binding. The record is from RefSeq and is a predicted model, not a curated record. Gene Ontology annotation, cellular component: membrane. Lineage: Eukaryota; Metazoa; Chordata; Actinopteri; Semionotiformes; Lepisosteidae.